This is a messenger RNA of Culicoides brevitarsis, 3261 nucleotides long. RefSeq names its product glucose transporter type 1 (gene Glut1). Gene Ontology annotation, cellular component: membrane. Bases 750 to 3080 code for a protein of 776 amino acids. Gene Ontology annotation, biological process: monosaccharide transmembrane transport. Lineage: Eukaryota; Metazoa; Arthropoda; Insecta; Diptera; Ceratopogonidae. The transcript is spliced from 17 exons. The record is from RefSeq and is a predicted model, not a curated record. Gene Ontology annotation, molecular function: hexose transmembrane transporter activity.
GUAGUUUCGUAUGUUCGAACGAGACACGUUCAAUAUUUUUGUUUAUUAUUAUUUUCAUUCUGGCGUUAAAAGUCGCAUUUAUCGUGAUCAAUUUUGCGUGAAGACCAACUUUUAGCAUUGAAUUCCACAGAUAAAACUUGAAAAAUAUAUAUAAAUUUUUUUGCAUCAUUCAUCUCUCUAUCGCUCGUUCGUGCGCUGAACAAGCACACAAUCAUCAUCAUCAUUGCCACUUCCAUCGUCAGUAAGAAUAAUAAGACUUCGACGUCGUCUAAAAAAAAAUCAUAAAAAAAAGUUUCGUGGAAAGAGGAGAGGAAGACAACGAAGAAAAAAUUGGCUCUGCAAAAAAAAAUAAGAAAAAAUAUUAAAAAAGUUAAUAAAUAAUAAUAAAAUUCAGUGAAAAAGUGAACAAAAAAAUUUAUAUUAAAAAGUGAUAAAAAAAAUAAAACGUUAAGUGAUUGAAAAAAAAGUAAAUAUCAACUUAGAAAAAAAAAUUGGAACUGCAUCCUCUUUUUCACAAUUUCAUAAAUGCUUGAAUCAUCAAAAAAUUCGUUAAUUAUUUGUUAAUUCACAAAACAAAAAAAAAAACGAAUUAAUAAUUUUCCAGGUUAAUUGGAUUAUUAUUAUUGAAUAUAUCAGCUGUGCUUUGUGUACAGAAAUUGAAUCGGCAAUUAAGCACAACCACUAAUUUAUAGUUUGUUUAUUUGAUUGGAAAUGGCUUGCCUUAAGCUACAGGCCGCCGUUUGCAUGUUAUGGCGGCAAAUGGCAAGCCGAUGAUCUCGUCACCUCCGUCUUCCAUCUCAAACGGCCCCGAGCCACAAUUGCCGCCUCUACCUCCGCCAUUACGUUCGACGCAAGUUCUACAACCGCUAUCAGUGUUUCCAGGAUUCGCGGAACACACGACGACAACUUAUGAUUUUGUUUUUAUAAUUUUCAGUUGUUUUUUUUUUGUAAUUCAAUCAACAAAUUUGAGUGAGUCUGGUACAUACGAUUAUGUAUUUAGGGGCCCGCUUGAUACACAGCCCCUAUCGUCAACGCUCAAGCUGACCUCUCCGCCAAUAAGACUUCGCCCAGAUGAUGCAAACCAUAAAAAUAAUGUAGAUGAUAGUAAUGGGUCACGACGUUCACUUACGGGAUUCAAAAGACCACGCUACCUAGUAGACGGUUCAUCGCGCGAACGUAAACGAGAGGAUAGGGAAAGACGACGUGAGAAAUUUAACGUGGAUGAUGAAGCUACACUGCGAUCGUUGCUUCUUGAGCUACAAAAGCAAGUAAGUGUGAUGAGCAUGAAUCUAUCAUCCAAACUCGAUGAUCUCCAGCGGAGCGAUCGUCAUCUGGAGACAACAGUUGCCUUGUGCGAAAUUCGCACACAGUUGCAAGAGUUGACAAAAUCCGUGGAAAGUUGUCAGAGUGAGGUGUCUGAGGUAAAACGUGACAUGGUAGCAAUUAAACAUGAAUUAGACACAGUGCAACAAGUAAAAGAAGAAAUUGAAGAAUUGCGCGAAUAUGUGGAUCGAUUGGAAGAACACACACAAAGACGGAAAUUACGUUUACUUGAACAAGGAUUGACAUUUUUCCUAACAUAUGCAAUAUUUGCGGCCGUCUUAGGCAUGCUCCAAUUUGGCUAUAAUACGGGCGUCAUAAAUGCGCCCGAAGUCAAUAUUGAGAGUUUCAUGAAAGACGUUUACAAAGAUCGAUAUGGCGAGGAUAUCGGCGAAGAGUUUAUACAGCAGCUGUAUAGCGUGGCAGUGUCAAUUUUCGCAAUUGGCGGCAUGUUGGGAGGAUUCAGCGGCGGAUGGAUGGCAAAUCGCUUCGGGCGGAAAGGAGGCUUGCUGCUGAAUAAUGUGCUCGGUAUCACGGGCGCUUGUCUCAUGGGAUUUACUAAAAUGUUCCAUUCUUAUGAAAUGUUAUUCCUUGGAAGAUUCAUUAUAGGAGUCAAUUGUGGUUUAAACACAUCAUUAGUACCAAUGUAUAUUUCAGAAAUUGCUCCAUUAAAUUUAAGAGGUGGUUUAGGAACUGUUAAUCAAUUGGCUGUGACAAUAGGUUUACUCCUGUCCCAAGUUUUGGGCAUAGAACAAAUAUUAGGAACGAAUGAUGGUUGGCCCGUGCUUCUCGGUUUAGCUAUUUGUCCAGCUAUCUUGCAAUUGUUGCUGCUGCCUAUUUGUCCCGAAUCACCCCGUUACUUGCUCAUCACGAAGCAAUGGGAAGAAGAAGCACGAAAAGCUCUUCGUCGCUUACGCGCAUCCAAUCAAGUCGAGGAAGAUAUCGAAGAGAUGCGCGCCGAGGAGCGUGCCCAACAAUCAGAAAGUAGUAUUUCCACGAUGGAACUCAUCUUUUCGCCAACAUUACGUGCACCUUUAGUCAUUGGAAUUGUAAUGCAACUUAGUCAGCAACUUAGCGGAAUAAAUGCCGUAUUUUAUUAUUCAACUUCAUUAUUUAUGAGCUCCGGACUAACGGAGGAAUGUGCGAAAUUCGCUACUAUCGGUAUCGGAGCUAUUAUGGUUGUGAUGACAUUAGUUUCCAUUCCCCUCAUGGACAAAACUGGCAGACGAACGUUACAUCUGUACGGAUUGGGAGGAAUGUUCAUAUUUUCCAUUUUUAUCACAAUAUCAUUUUUGAUAAAGGAAAUGAUAGACUGGAUGUCCUACUUGUCCGUCGUAUCUGUGUUGGCAUUUGUCGUAUUCUUCGCUGUGGGUCCUGGAUCGAUCCCGUGGAUGAUUACGGCGGAGCUUUUCUCGCAAGGACCUCGCCCGAGCGCAAUGGCGAUCGCUGUACUUGUCAAUUGGAUGGCUAAUUUUGUCGUAGGAAUUGGUUUCCCAAGUUUGAAGACUGCCUUGGAAAAUUAUACAUUCUUACCGUUUAGUGUAUUCUUAGCAGCAUUUUGGAUAUUUACGUAUAAAAAGGUUCCUGAGACCAAGAAUAAAACAUUUGAGGAGAUCCUUGCGUUGUUCCGACAUGGAAAUGGAAGAUCAAUGCACGACAGCAGACUCUAUGGUACAAACGAGAAUACUGGCAAAAGUAAUGAAACACUUCAGAUGUCUGAAGCAGAAACAGCGAGCGUUGUUGAUGAUAAAAAAGCUUAAUUUUUAAUAUUUUUGUUUCAUAUAUGUUUAAUUUUAAUAUUUUUUGCAUGUUAAUAAUCUUCAUGAUUAUAUUAUAUAUAUUUUUUUUAUCAUUAUAUUAGUUUAAAAAUAAUAUUUUAUUAAAUUUAAAGUUAAAAUUGAAUGUCGUAGAAUAAAAAAAUAUUUUGUCUUCCCUUUUUCU